Phytophthora sojae is the source of this 357-nucleotide messenger RNA. RefSeq lists its product as hypothetical. The record is from RefSeq and is a predicted model, not a curated record. The annotation marks the transcript as partial. The transcript has a single exon. Lineage: Eukaryota; Oomycota; Peronosporomycetes; Peronosporales; Peronosporaceae.
UGGUUGAAAAAGGCUCCGGCCGACGCAAAGUGUGCAGUUGCCGAGUCGCUGGAGAUGAUGCUGAACAAGAUGGUGGGCAACAAGCCAGAGACUAACACGGUGACGCUGCGCUACCACUCGAUGAUGAUCCCGCACUUCAACGGCGGAGCCGUUGAUAUGCGCACCCAAGCAGCGUUGAAGCGUCGAAAGCUAGACCUGGAUACUUUGAACGUGGUCCACCUGUCGCUCAAGAUGCUACUUGCGCCUCAGCCUCAGCAGCGGCCAAAGGGAGGUAUUGUGGACGAGAAGGUGUCGGGCGCGAAGCUGCUCAGCUACACGAAGAUGUUGGAAGAAAAGCAAGCCAAAGACGAAGCAAAG